AUGCGCACCCGGCGACAAGAUAAAAUCGAUGCCAGGGCCACCGAGACCGCCUCUGUGCCUUCAGAGUCGAACCCCUCGUCGCCCAAGGUCCUCUCCAUCAGCCAUGUCGAUGCGCCAGUCGUGAAAUCACUUACAAGCAAGAGUGGAGAGAAGAAGUCCAAGAUUCCCACAUUGAUCCAAUUCCCAUUGGUGAUUAUCCUCAGUCUGGCAGUGUCGUCUGUUGGGUAUUCGGUGACGUAUCCAUUCACAAAGGCAGCUAUUGCUGUACAUGCGCGAAGUCUCGACACCUGGGGCGAAUAUGCAGCUCUUAUGGGCUGGCGAACAUUUGAGCUUGCUUUGGGAUGGUUUGGCAACUACGACAGCUAUGAUCUCGCGGCCCUCAAUCUGCUGUCGCAUGGCCCACCGCUCUAUCUCCUCCAUGCCUUCUACAAGGUGCCGGCUUCUGCGUUGGUGCUGACCCUUGCCAUCGAGACGUUCGCCACCUAUCUUCCUUUCCGACUGUUGCGCAACCUCUCCAGGGCCCAUGGUGAUCCAGAGCAUGCGCCAAAUGCCGAACUUCUCACAGACAAGCCCAUCACCAUCUUGACCACUCUCUUGUCCGGCGCCAUUUACACCGUGACACUCUUCGCCGCCUACGCAACUUAUCUCCCCACCGCUCUGAUCGUUCAUUACGAUAGUCUUCCCUCUAUCCAAGCUGCACACGAAUCGACAUAUGUCAAUCUGCUCCCUGUCACUCUUGCGCUUGGAUUUGCCGCCACGAAUUUCAUCUUCACGCCAGCUGAAGCCGAGCCAGAAGCUCCACCUAGACAUUUUGAACCUGCCAAUGCGACCCUGCAGGAGACUGUUUCAUGGAAUAUUUGGGGCUGGAGCAACAGAACCAAGACCGUCAUUCGCCGCACAUUGACCUUGAUGUUGGUGACUGGUGUGAGCACUUCUAUGCAGACUACUCUCACCGUUGCAGGCGCCGAACCUCUGGGAGCCGUUGCGUGGGCCAGUCCCUGGGUUGUUGCAGCGGCUAUAACGGGUGCAAGCUUGGGUGCAGUCGGCAGUGAGUGA
Messenger RNA from Pestalotiopsis fici W106-1, 1056 nucleotides. RefSeq lists its product as uncharacterized. Lineage: Eukaryota; Fungi; Ascomycota; Sordariomycetes; Amphisphaeriales; Sporocadaceae. The transcript is spliced from 3 exons. The record is from RefSeq and is a predicted model, not a curated record. Bases 1 to 1056 code for a protein of 351 amino acids.